Messenger RNA from Caenorhabditis bovis, 840 nucleotides. Lineage: Eukaryota; Metazoa; Nematoda; Chromadorea; Rhabditida; Rhabditidae. The record is from the annotation of a GenBank genome assembly.
AUGUGUUUAAUAAGAAUUUCCACAUUUCUUUCGUUAACGUUUUUGGUGAAUUGUCAACGUUUAAACGAAGAGGAGAACAAGUUGCUUCAAAAUGUUUGCGGUACCCACAUGGACUGGUCGGAUGACGUCGUGCGGAAAGUUUUCAAUCCCGAACCAGUUAAUCUCGCUCAAGCACCUUGGACUGUAUUCUUAAGGUACAGCAGAGGGACCACAUGCUCCGGCACUUUGAUCUCUUCGAGACAUGUCAUAACAGCAGCACAUUGUUUCUUCGACAAGAAAAACUUGCAAGUUCAAUUCAUCGAAUCCCGACCCUUAAAUCCAAAAAAGUGUUACAACAACGGAGUCUAUGUUCCACUUCGCACAUUGCGCGGACUGAAACUAAGAUUUGGAUCAGUUUGCAAUCAUGCCGACGAUUGCAGUAAAACUGGAAGAGCUUUGAAUUUUCAAGUUUCUUGCAAUCUUCCACAACAUGUGUGGUUUUGCAUUGCUUCUGAAACGAAGAAGCAAUUAGCGUGCGAAGGCGACAGUGGAAGCGGAGUUGUCUAUAAAUCGAACUCGAGAGUUUAUUUGACUGGUGCAGUAAGCAGAGGAAUCCACUGUAGGGAUCGAUUGGUAUUCGAUGAAAGUGUGUUGAACAACGUCGACUUGGUCACCCCAAUUUAUUAUCAUCUAGCGGACAUUUGCCGAUUUUCUGGAGUCUGUCCCAUCGAGGGAAAUGUUUUGAAUGUUCAGAAGAAAUCCGCACUAGAUUCGUUGAACGGCGUGAAAAGUUCAAUUCAGCACAACGCAGAGAAAUCAAUGAUUUUCGUAGCACUUCUAUCCUAUUUGGUGUUGGCCUAA